CCUUGUCUAAAUCACUAUAAAUAAAUACACCACACAAACCCAAUCUUCCUCCUCAGGUUUUCAACGCACUCUCAUUUCGCAUCGUCUCUUUGGUCAGAUCUCUCUCUACAAUGGCGAAAGAACCAGUUCGCGUCCUCGUCACUGGUGCUGCAGGACAAAUUGGAUAUGCUCUUGUUCCUAUGAUUGCCAGAGGAGUUAUGUUGGGACCAGACCAGCCCGUGAUCCUUCACAUGCUUGAUAUUCCACCUGCUGCUGAGGCAUUGAAUGGAGUGAAAAUGGAAUUGGUGGAUGCUGCGUUCCCUCUUCUUAAAGGUGUUGUUGCUACCACUGAUGUUGUUGAGGCAUGCACUGGCGUCAGCAUUGCAGUCAUGGUUGGUGGAUUCCCUAGGAAAGAAGGCAUGGAAAGAAAAGAUGUGAUGUCAAAGAAUGUUGCCAUUUACAAAUCUCAAGCUUCUGCUCUGGGGAGUUAUGCUGCUGCAAACUGCAAGGUUUUGGUUGUUGCUAACCCUGCCAACACCAAUGCGUUGAUUCUAAAGGAAUUUGCACCAUCAAUUUCUGAGAAAAACAUUACUUGUUUGACAAGGUUGGACCAUAACAGGGCCCUUGGUCAAGUUUCAGAGAGAUUGAAUGUUCCAGUAUCUGAUGUGAAAAAUGUUAUUAUUUGGGGUAAUCAUUCCUCAACUCAGUAUCCUGAUGUCAACCAUGCAACUGUCAAGACACCAGCUGGAGAGAAGCCUGUCCGUGAGCUUGUUGCUAAUGAUGAAUGGUUGCAUGGAGAAUUUAUAACAACCGUCCAACAGCGUGGAGCUGCUAUUAUCAAGGCUAGAAAGUUGUCUAGCGCAUUGUCUGCUGCUAGCUCUGCUUGUGAUCACAUUCGUGAUUGGGUCCUUGGAACUCCAGAGGGAACUUGGGUUUCUAUGGGUGUAUACUCUGAUGGCUCAUACAAUGUGCCAGCUGGGCUUAUUUAUUCUUUCCCUGUUACUUGUUGCAAUGGAGUAUGGACAAUUGUUCAAGGUCUCCCAAUUGAUGAUCUUUCAAGGAAAAAGUUGGACUUGACUGCCGAAGAGCUUACUGAGGAAAAGGCUCUGGCAUACUCUUGCCUUUCUUGAAUUUGCUCCUAACCUCCUUUAUGCUGUAGUAGGUCUCACGCUUUUGUGUGUUUUUGGAAGAAACAGCUACGGUUUUGAAUAAUGCCAUUGUUAUGUGAACACUUAAUGGAAGGAUAGAUAUAAACUCCUCUACUUGGUAAAUGAAUGAGAUUUGUACGGGCAGUUUUUGUCCAAGAUUUUUUAUUUACAA
Molecule: messenger RNA, 1299 nt
Organism: Camellia sinensis
Lineage: Eukaryota; Viridiplantae; Streptophyta; Magnoliopsida; Ericales; Theaceae
Product: malate dehydrogenase 2, cytoplasmic
Biological process (GO): malate metabolic process
Molecular function (GO): L-malate dehydrogenase (NAD+) activity
Source: RefSeq, a predicted model, not a curated record